Messenger RNA from Cuscuta epithymum, 2700 nucleotides. The record is from the annotation of a GenBank genome assembly. Lineage: Eukaryota; Viridiplantae; Streptophyta; Magnoliopsida; Solanales; Convolvulaceae.
CUGAAGUGACAGCUAGCGCAUUAUUAAUUCGGAGUAGAAUGUAGAGCGUGAUCACACAUACCUACCCUCGUACUAAAUAUACACAGUCCUUUCCUCUUGUAAUUAAUUUCUCUCCUCCGAUCCCCACCGCUCGCCGAUGGAUCGAUCCACCAGCGUUUCGCGGCGAGACCCGUACCCAGCGGAAGAGGCGGAUUCCGUUGAGAAGAUCUUUGCGGGGUCUGAGAAGGUGCUUUCGUGGAGGGAUCAGUUGACUUUGAGGGCAUUGGUAGUGAGUUUGGUGCUGAGCAUUCUCUUCACUUUCAUAGUCAUGAAGCUCAACCUCACUACUGGCAUCAUCCCUUCACUCAAUGUCUCCGCUGGCCUCCUGGGCUUCUUCUUCCUCAAGACCUGGACCAAACUUCUCCGGAAAUCCGGCCUUUUGAAACAGCCCUUUACCAGGCAAGAGAAUACUGUCAUCCAGACCUGUGUUGUUGCCUCUUCCGGCAUUGCCUUCAGCGGUACAUACGCUCGCUCAGUCCUACCUGCUUAAUUAAUCGAGGUUUUGGAAGCUACAUGUUUGGAAUGAGCGAUGUCGUUGCCCGUCAAUCAACUGAAGCAAACAAUGCUCAGAAUAUAAAAGAACCCGGGCUGGCCUGGAUGAUUGGCUUUCUCUUUGUUGUCAGCUUUCUUGGCCUCUUUUCUGUGGUUCCCCUUCGAAAGAUAAUGAUCAUAGACUUCAAACUCACAUAUCCAAGUGGAACCGCAACUGCUCUCUUAAUCAACAGUUUUCAUACCCCGAAAGGAGCUAAGCUGGCAAAGCAACAAGUAAAAGCACUUGGGAAAUACUUCACUGUCAGCUUCCUGUGGGGUUUCUUCCAGUGGUUUUUUACGGCAGGGGAUGCGUGUGGGUUCGUAAACUUUCCCACAUUUGGGCUGAAAGCGUAUGACAACCGAUUUUACUUUGACUUCUCAGCAACCUAUGUGGGCGUUGGGAUGAUUUGUCCAUAUCUCAUUAACAUAUCCGUCUUACUUGGAGGAAUCCUUUCAUGGGGGAUAAUGUGGCCUCUCAUCAAGGAAAGAAAGGGUCACUGGUAUCCAGCAAAUCUUAGUGAAAGCAGCCUGCAUGGCUUGCAAGGAUACCGUGUUUUUAUAGCAAUCGCCAUGAUUCUUGGAGAUGGUCUCUACAACUUCUGCAAAGUAUUGGGGCAUACCCUGCAUGGAUUGUAUCACCAAAUGAAAAACAAGUCAGUCCUCCCGGUCGCGGGACAAUCACCCCCAGAACCUUCUAUGUCAGUUGAUGACAAGCGAAGAACUGAAGUUUUCCUCAAGGACCAAAUCCCGAUGUGGUUUGCAGUGUCGGGCUAUGUCACGAUCGCCAUUAUCUCGACAAUAUCACUUCCUCACAUCUUCAACCAGCUGAAGUGGUACCACAUUGUGGUGAUCUACAUUGUUGCACCUGUACUAGCCUUCUGCAAUGCAUACGGAGCGGGCCUCACCGAUUGGUCGUUGGCAUCUACGUACGGGAAGCUCGCGAUCUUCACGAUCGGGGCGUGGGCGGGGGCCACACAUGGUGGUGUUCUUGCAGGACUAGCCGCGUGCGGGGUGAUGAUGAACAUCGUGUCCACCGCAUCAGACCUGACGCAGGACUUCAAGACGGGUUACUUGACCCUGGCUUCCCCUCGGUCCAUGUUUGUCAGCCAAAUCGUUGGGACGGCGAUGGGGUGUGUCAUCUCGCCUUGCGUGUUCUGGCUCUUCUACAAGGCAUUCCACGACUUGGGGCAGCCGGGAUCAGAGUACCCAGCACCUUAUGCGCUUGUGUACCGCAACAUGUCCAUCUUGGGGGUGGAGGGGUUCUCGGCACUACCGAAGCGUUGCCUCACGCUGUGCUAUGUCUUCUUCAUUGGGUCAAUCGUCAUAAACGGGAUAAGGGAUGUGGUUGGGAAGAAGAGGGCGCGGUUCAUUCCGAUCCCCAUGGCGAUGGCCAUCCCGUUCUACCUGGGAAGUUACUUUGCCAUUGACAUGUGCGUGGGGAGCUUGAUUCUUUUCAUUUGGAGGCAGAUAAACGAGAAGAAGGCUGAUGCAUUCGCGCCGGCAGUGGCUUCCGGGCUAAUAUGUGGGGAUGGGAUCUGGACUUUGCCGCAGUCCGUGCUGGCUCUCGUUGGGGUCAACCCGCCCAUUUGCAUGAAGUUUCUGUCCCGGAAGAACAAUGCAAGGGUUGAUGCCUUGUUAGCAGCUGCUUCCUGAAUCUUUUUCUUUCAUCAUGCCCCACCCCUUUGCUAAUUAGACUCGGCAUUAUCAUCAGAUGUAACGUCUCCCUUGAUAUGUCACACACACAUAUAGUUGCAAUAGAAAUAUGAUUAGACGUUUGCUUUUUACAAUACAAGGGUUGUCAAGAUUGUAACUAUAUAUGGACAAAAACAUAAGCUAUGAGGCUCAAAAGUUUAGAAAGUUAAAAAUAAAUGAAGGGAGCAUAUAAGGUGCACACAAUAUUGUUGGCAAAGGAUUGAUUAUUUAAUUUGGUAUCUAUAUACUGCGUAUCUACAUAAUUUUGUUCAUAUGAAAUACAUAGAUACCAAAUUAAAUUACCAAUAAUUUGUUGAUUAUUGUGCAUCUUAUAUGCCCUCCUCAUUUCUAUUUAACUUUUAAAAAUUUUGUGCCCCAUGUUCGUGUCCAUUAUUACUUCUCUAACUAUAUGAUCGGGUCAUGAUGACGGCAUUUCAU